Molecule: messenger RNA, 4590 nt
Organism: Aspergillus wentii DTO 134E9
Lineage: Eukaryota; Fungi; Ascomycota; Eurotiomycetes; Eurotiales; Aspergillaceae
Gene: nte1
Product: lysophospholipase
Exons: 2
Coding region: 1-4590 (1529 amino acids)
Biological process (GO): lipid metabolic process
Cellular component (GO): endoplasmic reticulum
Molecular function (GO): phosphatidylcholine lysophospholipase A1 activity
Source: RefSeq, a predicted model, not a curated record
AUGGCCGACAGCGGAGCCCUUGGUGAUGUGUCGCUUGAGUCUCCGAGUUUGAGUUCUCUUCUUCACGCAUCUUCCUCAGCGCCUUCGUCGACCAACUCUCUUUCUGUCGCGACACCGUUCUCGCCCGCUCUAACCGCCACUCUUUCCUUGGGCCCAGGCAUCGCUGAUUCCUAUCUUCCUCCCCCGCCUUUCUCUCCCCCAAUACCUUCAACCAUGGCGGGGUGGAUUGGAUGGGUGUUUUCCUUCAUUUUCCAGGUCAUCCCCAGUGUGCUAUACUGGGUGAUCACUUUCUCUACCAUAACGCUGCCAACAUGGCUCUUCACACUCUUCUCCAUGAGCCUGACCUUCACCAUGAAUUUUACGACCCUGCUACUGAUCGGAUUGGCCCUUUUUUCGACCAUUAGCUGGUUCAUCCGGUACCGUUUCCUAAACAUGUACAGUCGCUUGCCCCCCGAGCCUCAGCGCAAGGAACCGCAGGUCGACCUCUUCCCCGAUGUUCAGGAGGGCGAUUCGAAGCCAGGACUGGCCAAUUACCUCGAUGAAUUUCUCAGUGCCAUCAAGGUCUUCGGUUAUCUGGAACGGCCAGUGUUCCACGAAUUGACCCGGACAAUGCAGACCAGAAAGUUGAUUGCCGGUGAAACACUAUUGCUAGAGGAAGAGAAAGGAUUUUGCUUGGUUGUGGAUGGGUUGGUUCAGAUAUUUGUCAAGUCCAUGCGAGAGGGGAAACAUGGCCCAAAUGAGGAAUCGAAUGACAUGGGAGGCGAGUCUUCCGACGAUGAAUACCAUAGCAUCCAUGGCAAGCAGGGGUACCAAUUGCUCACAGAGGUCAAAAAUGGAGCAUCAAUGUCGUCCCUAUUCUCCAUUCUGUCGCUGUUCACUGAGGACAUUGAACUACGGUAUUCCGAGGGCUCUAGUUCCAACGAAACUGGUGCAGAUCUUGGUGCAGGCCGGGGUGCCGAUUCUUUUCCAGCAAGUCCCGGUGCACCCAGUCCGCAGUCCACUUUCAGGUAUCGCAGUGGCUCUGCUCAAUUCAAUAACAGCAGUGAUUUUUUGCCUUCAGUCCCUCCAUUGAACCUGGAGGAAAACCACGCCCCGCCAGGACAGGGCCAUAAUUUUGAGAAAAAGCGACCAGAGAAAGGACAACGAAAGUCCGUUCAUCCCGAUAUUGUGGCACGAGCUAUGGUGGACACGACAAUUGCAAUUAUUCCAGCCAGUGCUUUUCGCCGCCUGACAAGGGUAUACCCAAGGGCGACUGCGCAUAUUGUCCAGGUCAUUCUUACACGACUACAGAGGGUCACUUUUGCAACGGCACAUUCAUACCUAGGUCUUACCAGCGAUGUCUUGGGAAUUGAAAAACAGAUGACGAAGUUUACCACGUAUGACCUGCCAAACGACAUGCGAGGUGCAGCUUUGGAUCGUCUAAAAGACAAAUUUAUCAAAGAACGUGACCGCUUGGGCACCGAGGAAAUUAGCAAAGGAAUCGCGUUGCACAAUCCUUUUGCGGGUAGGAGGCCCCAUUCGAGCAGUUUCUUGCGAAAGGAAGCUGCCAUUCAUGCGAAGAUGGCCCCAAGACGCCCUUCUUCUGCUGCAGGUCCGGACCAUAUGAUCAAUGAGCGUGAAGCCGCAGGAGUUAGUCCAGGGGAUCUUUUGUCUACUAUCCAACUCUCCCGGUUCGGGCCUAGGCACGACAGCUUUGCCCCCAAAUUGCUUAGCCCUCUUACUGAAACCGAGCAUGCCCCUUUUAGUCCACCUGCCAUGCCUUCUCAUGCCUCUCCUUUUCGCCAUCGCAAAGAGUCCGUUGAUGAAGACGCCCUAUUCCGGGAUUCUAUCCUAGAAUGCAUCAUGAAGGGAAUCGGGCUCGCUGGAAGCACUCGUGAUGCGUUGAGAAAGAACAGCUAUUCGGGCGAUGCAUCUCCAAAACUCCUCUCAUACGACUCGAGACGCCAAAAAGCGGUGUUCAGUAACAAUGCAUUUGGAUUCAUUGACCCAUACGAUGUAUCUGGAGAUGGCGAGACGGAGUCGAUGAUGUCAAUGUCUGUUACCAGUGCUGGUGGCACAUCGCCUAUCAUAAAUCUGAAGGAUGAGCUCCGAAACGAUAUCGAGAUUGUUUACUUUCCGCAAGGAUCGGUCCUUGUUGAACAAGGAGAACGCCAUCCGGGUCUCUACUAUGUUAUUGACGGUUUCUUGGACGUGGGUAUGCCCGAGAAAGAUCGAGGUGAAGAUCUUGUAGGGUCAUCCAAGUCCGUGUUGGGACAGCCACACGAGGAGCUUUUCCCAUCUCUGGGGCGUACAACGACCGGAUCGUCCCGCGCAUCGGCCACCACAGCUACGAAUGACCCUAGAAAGAAGAAGCAGUCGCGCAAAUCACUUUACAUGAUCAAGCCUGGUGGAAUUCAAGGCUAUGUGGGAUCUGUCGCAUCGUACCGAUCACACACUGACGUUGUCGCUAAAACGGAUGUGUACGUGGGAUUCCUUCCUAGAGCAUCUCUGGAGAGGAUAGCAGAACGGUACCCGAUUGCUCUGUUGACGCUGGCCAAAAGAAUAACAAGCCUCCUGCCUCGCUUGCUCCUUCACAUAGAUUUCGCCCUCGAAUGGGUACAGGUGCAUGCUGGCCAAGUUAUAUUCCACCAAGGCGAUGAAAGCGAUGCUAUUUACCUUGUCUUGAAUGGGCGCUUGCGUUCAGUUCUCGAGGGUCCCAAUGGGAAAAUGACUGUCAUUGGCGAAUAUGGUCAAGGAGAGAGCGUUGGUGAGCUGGAAGUUAUGACAGAAUCGACGCGACCAGCAACUCUGCACGCAAUUCGGGAUACAGAAUUGGCCAAAUUCCCUAGGUCUCUCUUUAACAGCCUUGCCCAGGAACAUCCCGGAAUCACAAUCCAGGUUUCUAAGCUCAUCGCGCAGCGGAUGCGAGAUUUGGUAGAACAUCCGGUGUCCGAAAAGGGUAUCGAAUAUGCCAAUGCUGGUGGGGUCAAGACAGCGACAUCUACCGUCAAUCUUCGCACGGUUUGUAUCUUGCCAGUAACGGCUGGUGUUCCUGUGGUCGAGUUCGGCCAUCGAUUGCUGAAUGCCUUCCAUCAGGUUGGGGUAACAAAUGGGGUGACAUCCCUGAACCAAGCGGCUAUUCUUAACCAUUUAGGCCGCCAUGCCUUUAGCAAGAUGGGAAAGCUGAAGUUGUCGCAGUAUUUGGCUGACCUGGAGGAGAAAUACGGAAUGGUUUUGUACAUUGCAGACACCAACGUGAAUUCACCAUGGACCCAAACAUGCAUAACGCAGGCCGAUUGUAUUUUGCUCGUUGGGCUUGCCGAAUCAUCGCCCGUUAUUGGAGAAUAUGAGAGGUUCUUGCUUGGAAUGAAGACAACGGCUAGGAAGGAGCUUGUGCUGUUACAUUCAGAGCGGUACUGCGCCGCUGGGUUGACACGCCGAUGGUUAAAGAACCGAGUCUGGAUCAAUGGAGGGCACCAUCACAUCCAAAUGUCCUUCCGACUGACGACUGAGCCAUCACACCCGCAGACUAAACGCUUUGGAACAGUUCUCAAGCAAAGAGUGCAAGUCCUCCAGGCUGAAAUUCAAAAGUACACUUCGCGGCGGAUCCAUCAAUCACCUCUAUACUCCUCGCAAACCCCGUUCAAAGGAGACUUCCAUCGUCUCGCGCGUCGACUUUGCGGUAGAUCUGUUGGACUCGUGCUUGGAGGCGGAGGUGCUCGUGGUAUCGCCCAAGUGGGUGUGAUCAAAGCCCUUGAAGAAGCAGGAAUUCCUAUCGAUAUCAUUGGGGGAACCUCAAUUGGAUCAUUUAUUGGCGCCCUCUAUGCGCGGGAUGCUGAUAUCGUACCAAUGUAUGGUCGUGCGAAGAAGUUUGCUGGCCGCAUGGGUAGCAUGUGGCGUUUUGCUCUGGAUCUGACUUACCCAACUGCCUCAUAUACGACAGGCCAUGAAUUCAACCGGGGUAUUUUCAAGACAUUCGGAGACAGCCAAAUUGAGGACUUCUGGCUGGAAUUCUACUGCAAUACUACCAAUAUCAGCCGAUCGCGCCCGGAAUACCAUUCAUCUGGCUACAUCUGGCGCUACGUCCGUGCUUCAAUGUCACUGGCGGGCCUUAUACCCCCAAUGUGUGACGAAGGAAGCAUGCUCCUCGAUGGUGGCUACAUUGACAAUCUGACUGUGGCCCACAUGAAAGGUCUAGGCGCAGAUGUUAUAUUUGCUGUCGAUGUCGGCUCCAUAGACGACAACACCCCUCAAGCUUAUGGGGACUCGCUUUCUGGAUUCUGGGCCACGGUCAACCGCUGGAACCCCUUUUCCUCGUGCCCCAAUCCACCAACUUUGUCUGAAAUCCAGGCGCGAUUGGCAUAUGUGUCUUCUAUCGAUAACCUCGAGCGGGCCAAGAACACGCCUGGCUGUCUGUACAUGCGCCCACCGAUCGAUCCGUAUGGAACCUUGGAGUUUGGCAAAUUUGACGAGAUCUAUAAGGUUGGUUACGACUUUGGGAAGCAGUAUUUGGAUAAACUCAAGAACGAGGGCUCGCUACCAAUACCAGAGGAGACAGAAGAGAAAAAGAAGCUACAACGAACCAUGGCUCCACGAAGGGCAAGUAUAUAA